AUGGCAGACAGUAACCCCCCUGCAGACGAUGAAAAUUACCAGGAAGAGGACGAUGAGGUCGAUGACUCCGGCUAUAAAUCCGUCAAAGAUGCUGUUCUCUUUGCUAUCGACAUCAGUGACUCCAUGCUGGAGGUCCGUCCGCCAGAGUCAGGCAAAGGAGAGCCACAGUCACCUGCAAAAGCUGCCAUCAAAUGCGCCUAUCAUCUAAUGCAACAGCGCAUCAUUUCGAAUCCAAAGGAUAUGAUGGGCGUGUUGUUCUUUGGCACAGAGGCUUCCAAAUUCUACGAUGAGGAUGAGAAUAGUCGUGGCGGCCUCUCCUAUCCCCAUUGCUACCUAUUUACAGACCUGGACGUUCCUGAUGCGAAUGAUGUGAAGUCAUUGCGUGCGUUAGCUGAGGACGAUGACGAAGAGACUGAAAUCUUAAAACCCUCAAAGGAACGGGUUUCAAUGGCAAAUGUUCUGUUCUGCGCCAACCAAAUAUUUACAUCGAAGGCUUCGAAUUUCCUGUCGAGACGGCUUUUCAUAAUCACAGAUAGUGAUAACCCUCAUUCCGAAGACCGAACCAUGCGAUCUGCAGCCACAGUGCGAGCGAAGGAUUUAUACGACCUGGGUGUCAUUAUUGAACUGUUUCCAAUAUCGAAGCCGGAUCAUGAAUUCGACAGGUCCAAAUUUUACGAUGAUAUUGUUUACAAAACUGCACCUGGAGAUCCAGAAGCAUCCGCAUUUACUGCUGCUGGAACCCAGGUUCCUAACGCAAGUGGGGAUGGUAUCUCAUUGCUCAAUUCCCUACUAUCAUCCGUCAACUCGAGAUCGGUUCCACGCCGAGCUUUGUUCAAGAUUCCCCUGGAGUUUAGUCCAAACUUCAAGAUAUCCGUUACUGGGUACUUGAUUUUCAAACGACAAGAGCCAUCUAGGAGCUGCUAUGUUUGGCUCGGUGGUGAGAAGCCAGCAUUGGCGAAAGGCACAACAACCCAGAUUGCGGACGAUACUGCAAGAACUAUAGAGAAAACAGAGAUACAAAAAGCAUACAAAUUUGGAGGGGAACAGGUUUCCUUCACCAUAGAAGAACAGGCGAAACUACGCAACUUUGGUGACCCGGUCAUCAGAAUCAUAGGCUUCAAGCCUAGAUCAUCGUUGCCGAUCUGGGCCUCUACGAAACACCCUACAUUCAUAUACCCCAACGAAGACGAAUUCGUCGGGUCGACUAGGGUAUUUGCAGCUUUACACCAGAAGCUACUGCAAGAUGAGAAGAUCGGCCUCGUAUGGUUCAUUCCACGGAAGAAUGCCACACCUGUAUUGGCUGCCAUGCUCCCUGGCGAGGAGAAGUUAGAUGACAAUGGCGUUCAAUUCCUUCCACCAGGAUUGUGGAUUCUACCUCUACCCUUUGCAGACGAUAUACGACAGAACCCAGAGACAAAUCUCGUGGUAGCUCCAGAGCCAUUGAUUGAUCACAUGCGCACUGUUGUGCAGCAGUUACAACUCCCUAAAGCUCAUUACGACCCUCGCAAAUAUCCAAACCCCUCUUUACAAUGGCAUUAUCGCAUAUUACAAGCUCUGGCGCUAGAUGAGGAGCUGCCAGAGCAAGCCGAAGACAAAACAAUACCCAAAUACAAACAGAUUGACAAACGUGCAGGCGACUAUGUCCUUGAAUGGGGCGAGGAACUUGAAAAACAAUAUCAAAAUAUGUACACAAACCAACCCAAGACCUCAACAUUGGCCAAGCGAGGAAAACCUUCUUACGAGCCUGUCGCAGAAGACAAGCCUGCUAAGAAGGUCAAGACCGAAAACGCUAAUGGCGGAAACGCAUCAGCCGAGGUCCAGAGCCAUUACCGUAGUGGCAGUCUGUCGAAGUUGACAGUUGCAGUUUUGAAGGAGUUCUUAACGGAGAAGCAACUUUCUGUUUCUGGUAAAAAGGCAGAUUUGGUUGAAAGGGUGGAGGAGUAUUUUGAUCGGAAGGGUUGA
Talaromyces marneffei is the source of this 1962-nucleotide messenger RNA. RefSeq lists its product as uncharacterized. Lineage: Eukaryota; Fungi; Ascomycota; Eurotiomycetes; Eurotiales; Trichocomaceae. Gene Ontology annotation, molecular function: DNA helicase activity; telomeric repeat DNA binding; double-stranded DNA binding. The record is from RefSeq and is a predicted model, not a curated record. The coding region runs from base 1 to 1962 and encodes 653 amino acids. Gene Ontology annotation, biological process: double-strand break repair via nonhomologous end joining; cellular response to X-ray; telomere maintenance. Gene Ontology annotation, cellular component: Ku70:Ku80 complex; nucleus. The transcript is spliced from 3 exons.